Lotus japonicus is the source of this 999-nucleotide messenger RNA. RefSeq names its product protein MAIN-LIKE 1-like. NCBI's taxonomy places the organism in Eukaryota, Viridiplantae, Streptophyta, Magnoliopsida, Fabales, Fabaceae. The record is from RefSeq and is a predicted model, not a curated record. Gene Ontology annotation, biological process: meristem development; meristem maintenance. The transcript has 2 exons. Bases 1 to 999 code for a protein of 332 amino acids.
AUGGGUUCUGAAGAUGGUGAUGAGGAUGGUAAUAGUGAGCAGGAUGGAGAGUCUGAGGAUGGUGAUGGAACAGAGGGUGUUUGGUAUCCCGGAGGUCCUUAUGACCUCUCUCUGUUGCCUAAGUUUGGGCAGCAUAUAGCGCAUGACGUCUGGAAGUCAUAUGUGCGAUCUGACUUCAAAUGUAGGGCCCCAUUGAAGAUUCAUCAUCAUGGAAAACACUUCUUUCCUGUAAAAUUCUACUCUGACAAUGUGAAGACACUUGUGGCAGCUGCAGGGUUGGGACACCUUCCGUAUAGUUGUAACGGCGGCUCAGUUGACCUUAGCAUUGUGACCGCCUUUGUUGAGCGAUGGAUGCCAGAGACGUCCUCAUUUCAUAUGCCGUGGGGCGAGAUGACGAUCACUCUAGAUGACGUCUCAGCUCUAUUGCACAUCCCUGUGGUAGGGUCCUUUUUCUCAUUGGGCAAGCCGACUAAGGAAGAGGCUGCCCCUGUGGUUGUUGAUUUGCUGGGGGUGACAAUUGAGGAGGUGCAGGAUGAGUUUCGGAGGUGUAGAGGUCCUAGUCUUCAUUAUGCUUGGCUUCUAGCUCUUGUGAAAAACCGUGUGAAGGAAUCGAAAUGGACAGAAGCAGCCCGAGCUUACUUGUUACGCUUGGUUGGCAUGACUCUCUUUUGUGAUAAGAGUAACACGUCUGUCAGUGUUGCCUAUCUUGAGCUUUUCAGGGAUAUUAGCUUGGCUGGUCAGUAUGCAUGGGGUGCGGUGGCGUUGGCAUAUUUGUAUGGUCAGUUAGGGGAGGCUUGCAAAAAGACUGGGAGGACAGUUGCUGGGUAUUUGACUUUGCUACAGGCGUGGGAAUAUGCACGUUUUCCUGGGUCGCUGUUUGAGAGAAAGGAGUUCCCUCAAUACAAAGCGGAUAUGCCUGUGGCUAGGAGGUGGUUGGCAUUCAGGGGGACAAAGAAAGUGGACCAGAAAAGACUUAAUCUUGAUAACUUUCUCCCUUAG